UAUUGGUAAUUUUGAUACUGAAAUGAGUAGAAAAUAUAAUUCAUCAGAAUAGAUGAUCAUUUGAGAGACUCGGAUAUUUUUAUUUGGCGACAUUUGUGUGUCUAACUGUUCUGAUGCUGCAUGUGGUUAUAUAAUCAGCGCUUACAGGAAACUUUAUGAACGGACUAUUUUUAUUUUCAAAUUGAGGACAUCUAAAAAUAUUAGCGUCAAUAAUUUCCGUUCAUUAUUUACACUCUUAUAUAUAUGUACAAUUUAUAAACCGGAGAAAAGGUACCGAGGAUGUUUGAAAAAGUAAUAAUAAAUGUAGGUGGACAAACGUUUGUAACUAAAACGAGCACUCUUCAACGAUACCCGGACACAAAAUUAGCGAACAUCUCUGAAACCUGCGAACAUUUUGAUAAAACUACUGAAGUGUACUACUUUGAUAGGAAUCCAUUGAUAUUCCAGUCCGUACUAGACUAUUAUCGAACAGGAAAACUUCAUUUCCUUUCCAACAUCUGCGUAGAGCAAAUUCGUGAUGAGCUUCAGUUUUGGGAAAUAUCAACCACUGAUCUCGGCCCAUGUUGUUGGAAAUAUUUCUAUACCGUUGAUAGUGACUUGAGGACAUGCAGGGUUAUCGACACAUACUUUUUCCAGAGACAGUGUUUUCAUUACAGUUCGAAAAGCUCUCUUACAAAUGUCAAAAGCAGAAUUUUGAAUGUACUGGAAAAUCCAAGGUCAUCAAAAUUUGCAUUAGUAUGGCAGAUAUUUUACCUGAGUGUUGUGUGCCUUGCCAUUCUUGUAUCAGUAAUACAAUCGUUUGAAUUAACGGAAAAGAAUAUGAAGGAAAUUAAAAACGUGAAAUCAGAAGAAGAUGUCAAAGAACGUCUAACAGAUCACGAUAAUUGGAUUGGCGUUGUAACGCAUGUUUGCAACGUUAUUUUCACAUUAGAAACGUCGUUACGUUUUGCAACCUGUCCAUGUAAAUUAGAUUUUUUUCGAAGUUUUUUAAACAUUGUUGAUAUCAUGUCUGUAUUUGGAUAUUUUGCACACGUUAUAGUAUGUGCCUUUCCUGAUUCGAGUGAAUCCUUCUUCAUUUUCUCGUAUGCUUUGGUAAUAUUACGCGGUUUCAGAUUUUUCCGUCUUGAGCGUUUCAUAGAAGGUUUACGCAUAAUGCUUCUGUCGAUAAAACAAAGUAAGAAGAUGUUGUUUUUACUUGUUUUGAUUUUGCUUAUUUCAUCCAUUAUUUUUGGGAUCACUAUGCACCUUCUUGAAAUGGAUGGAGAUUUUACUGAUCCAACCAGCAGUUUCUAUUGGGCUAUCAUCACCAUGACAACAAUCGGUUACGGGGAUAUUUACCCAAAAACAAAAUGUGGACAGAUUUUAGCAUCAGUUUGCGCAACCUUUGGCUUGUUUCUUUUGAGCAUGCCCAUAGCAGUUGUUGCCAACACUUUCACCGACUUAUACAAAAGAUAUUGUGAACAUCAAUGUCAUGAACUUCGCCAAAAUAAACGCACCUGGUGUAAAAAUGACACAACAGAAUUGAUCCCGAUCAAAUACUGAUGCAGAAUGAAAAUUUUUAGAUGAAACUACUUGUUUUGUUUUAUUUUAGAAAUUGUUUCGUUAUUACUUUAAACACUUAGAUCACUCAAACUGCAACUAUUUUUCUAUUUUUUUUUAAUCUAUGGAUAGUCUGUCUAGAUUAGCUUUCAAGAUUUAAGAAAAGAUCACAGCGAGUUCAUUGAUCUUCGAUGAUCUAUUUGGAAAAGGAGAUAUUUUUGACAACCAAAAUCUUUCAUAGUAGACAUUUCUUCGUUCGCGAAGAGAAAAGAUGUUACACUAUUUUUAGGAUUGUAACUACUAUUUAUAUGUUUUUGAUUCCGAACAAUACUACAUGUCGUUAUUGUGUUUAUGCGAACAGAGUCAAGCGUUUUUGACUUUCUUCAUAUUUGUUCUUUGGCGUAGCGAAUGAAUGUAAUUCUGUAACAUCGAGUCGGGCGCACGUAUAUCGGUAUCUCAUAUUGCAUUUAAAUGUUGUCAGAUGUAAAGACAAUAAGCCGAAGAUUGCGCAAUACUUCAACAUAGAAAUCAUUAGAGCGAAUAAAGGAGGGUGUGAAUGGGGGUUUACAGAAUAGAGAAUAAUGGGCAAAAAAUAUAAAGAAUACAGAAUAAUUAGCAUAUAGUAUAAAGAAUAGAAAAAAAAAACUGCCUAAAAUUUAAAGAAUACAGAAAUGGAGGACCACCCCCUUCCCCAUCCAGACCCUCAUAAAAUAACAAGAGCAUAACAUGCAUAACAUUUAUUAUCAUACCUCACUAUGUUUUUCUGUAUGAAUUCAAAUAUACGGAUAAAAUGAUUAUUUUUCUUAGGAACAGUAAACUUUUCCACGAACUUUGUUAUACUUCGUGUGUUUCUGGUUUUGACGUUCAGCUACUUCGACAUUAGAGAUAACGUUUUAUCAGACGCAAUAGCUGAUACAGAUUUGUAUCUCUCUCAAAAGGGUUUACAUUUUUCUUAGAUAGUGCGGUAUAAUAUAACAGUUGUCUUACAGUUAUUUCAGGAUGUAGCCAUUUUACGCUUCCCUCGACACAAACUAUGUCCUUUCGCAGGGCAUUGGGAAAUAGUCUGUGUUUUGGAAAAAAAGAAAAUAGUAAUAUCCCUCAUUACUGUUGAAUAAAUGUAUACCAAUCGACAUACGGCACCCAUCGCCACACAGGCAACUGACUGAAAUGAUUUUAUUUUAAUUGUUAUGUUUUUUACUAUACAAAUCGUCAUUUUAUUUAUCUUAUUAUGUAAUGUAUUUUUAAUGGCGCUUAAUUUGCUGACAGGCUCACAAUAUAUUGCCUUAAUCAUAUUUAUUUCUGUUUCUUUUUAAAAUAAAAGACGAAGAAAGGAAACUGUUUUUAAAUAAUUAAAAUGUUGUUAUGUCAAAUCAUGUAAAUAAAGGCGAUAUUAAUCUAUCGUCUCAUCAGACAGGUGACUAUGCACAGAAACCGAUGUUAGUAUUUCGGUUUUAGUGUAUGACGGAUUUUUAACAUUCUAGUUCACAAAGUAAACAGUUCAGAGGUUGACAUGUCACCCUACCCGGACAUAUCAUUCUGACUUCGAGCCGACAUGUCUUUGCUCUUACUCCUAAAUGCCAAUUUUCAAGUCUUUGGUUUGACCCAGCCGAGUAAUAUUUCUUGUAAGUCAUCAAUAAGUCUCGUUGAGGUUAGAUACAAUAUAAAUACUUUCGACUUUUCUGCACUCUAAAAUUACAAUUCAAUAUUCAGGAGGCACGCUCGAACUACUGUAAGAAGUUGAAAAGAGUGGGUAAAAUAAGGAUACUAGAUGAUUGUCCUAUACAGGUAUGCAAAAUUCACACUUAAGGAAGAAGAUUCCUUUUUACAAUAAAAAACAUUAAAAAGUUGUAAAAUGAAAUAAUUGAAAUUAUUCAUCUGAGGAUGGUGAAAUAUCUUAUCAAUUUCCCAUUUCUUAGAUGUAGUAACAUACCCUCUGCUCCGUCAUAUGGUGUGUACAUAUCUCAAUUGAUACGUUAUUCUCGUGCAUGUUCACACUAUACUGACUUCAUAUACAGGAGUGUGCUCCUUACGCAGAAACUGCUCCAACAGAGUUAUGAGGAGGAAAGAUUAAAAAUGACACUCCGUAAAUUUUAUGGACACCAUCACGAAUUGGUUGAUCUAUACGAUGUAUCUGUGUCUAAACUAACUUUUGACAUUUUUACCACGUCUUAGAUUGUGGUUUAACAUCUAUGUCGUCUGUCUGCUAAGUACCGAACGUGACCUUAUCCCGAAUAUGACUGUUAUACCGAGAGUGAAUUUACAUUGCAAUACGACGUGUCUCGGUAUUUUGUACAUCCAACAUUCAUGUUUUUAUUUUUUGAAGUUUUUGUUAUGGUUUCGGUUGAAUAAUGUGUUAUGUCGUAUCGUUUGCUGUCCAAAUAAUUAUAAAAUUGCCCUACAAUACCAUCAUUGUCAUAUUCCCGAAUAUGACUGUUAUACUGAAUGUGAAUUUACAUUGCUGUGCGGCGUGUCUCGGUGUUUUGUACAUCCAACAAUAAUAAAUUUAUUUUGUUGUUUCUGUUAUGGUUUAGGUUAGAUAAUCUGUUAUGUCUUAUCGUUUGUAGUCAAAAUAAUUAUAAAAUUGCCUUUCAAUAUCAUUAUUGUCAUGAAAAUUGUUUGGACCAAUAUUGUGAAAAUAAUUGUAUAAAGUUCCAGAUUGCAUGUUUGUUACGUAAGCGCGUCACUGUUUUUGAUAUCCUGUGGUGUUUUUCGUUGAUGGAGUAUAUGUUCGUUGUUGUUCUGUGGUUUGUAUGUUGUGUCGACUAUUAUUUAUUUGUUUGUGCGUUUCUCUGUAAUGAAUGUUCUUGUGUGUGUUUGUGCUGUAUUUCUGUCACGUAGUGUUUAGCGAUAUUUUUUAACAUUGUCAAGAAGCGGGAGGUUUGGCAUGCCAAGAAACCAGGUUCAACCCACCAUUUUUUUCUUAAAAUGUCCUGUACCAAGUUUGUUUUUGUUGCACUUCGGUGUUCCUGUUGUUUAUUUGUUUUCCUCUUAUAGUUGAUGUGUUUCCCUCGAUUUUGAUUUGUAACCCGGAUUUGUUUUCUCUAAAUCGAUUUAUGACUUUUUAACACCGGUACACUAUUGUUGCCUUUAUUUAGGGUAUUAAAACAGUGCAUUCCUAUUAUUUUUUUUGUUUUAUGUUUAUUUUAUUUUUGUUUGU
Mytilus californianus (California mussel) is the source of this 4696-nucleotide messenger RNA. Its product is annotated as potassium voltage-gated channel subfamily C member 3-like. Bases 280 to 1542 code for a protein of 420 amino acids. The transcript has 2 exons. Gene Ontology annotation, cellular component: membrane; voltage-gated potassium channel complex. Gene Ontology annotation, molecular function: protein binding; voltage-gated potassium channel activity. Gene Ontology annotation, biological process: protein homooligomerization; potassium ion transmembrane transport. Lineage: Eukaryota; Metazoa; Mollusca; Bivalvia; Mytilida; Mytilidae. The record is from RefSeq and is a predicted model, not a curated record.